Molecule: messenger RNA, 936 nt
Organism: Darwinula stevensoni
Lineage: Eukaryota; Metazoa; Arthropoda; Ostracoda; Podocopida; Darwinulidae
Source: the annotation of a GenBank genome assembly
AUGUUGCCUAUUCCCACGCAGCUUCCGCCCAACAAAGAUGGCGUUCCACCCCCACCGCUCGAGGAGGAUCCCCAACCAAGAAUGGACAAUUCUAAACCAGGCUCAGCUUACGAGCAAUGCAUGUACCGCGAAGUCUGCUGGAGACUGGACCAGAGGGGAGCAGUGGGCGAGAACGCUCUCCACCUCUGCCUCCUCAACGCAACCUCCGUCCACGCCGAUCUGGCCAAAAGACUCGUCAAGUGCUUCCCCAAACUCAUCAACGACGUCUACAUCUCCGACGAAUAUUACGGAGAAAACGUACUGCACUGGGCGAUCGUGAACGAGGACCCGGCCAUGGUGAAAUUCCUUCUCGACAACGGCGUGAACUACCACGAGAGGUGCUGCGGGAACUUCAUGACCCCAGAGGACCAGAAGGCUUCUCGAUCGGAUUCCCUGGACCAGGAAUGGGUCAUCCUUUCCCCCAGCACCAAUUACGAAGGAUACGUGUACUGGGGCGAAUACCCGCUGUCGUUCGCAGCUUGCCUCGGCCAAGAGGAAUGCUACCGACUCAUGCUCGCCAAAGGAGCGGAUCCGAAUCUUCAGGAUUUCAACGGGAACACCGUCCUGCACAUGCUCGUCAUCUACGAAAAGAUCCCGAUGUUCAACAUGGCUUACGAGCUGGGGGCGCUUCUCACCAUCUUCAACAACCAAUUCCUGAGUCCCCUGACCAUGGCGGCCAAGCUGGCCAAAACGGAAAUGUUCUUCCACAUUUUGAAGUUGGAGCGGGAGAUAUAUUGGCAGAUAGGUAGCAUCACUUGUGCUGCUUACCCGCUGCGUCAAUUGGAUUCCAUUGACAUCGAAACUGGCGCAGUGAACAAGAACUCUGUUCUCAAUCUCAUAGUCUACGGGGUGAGGAUUUCCAACCGGUUCGACGAUGAUUGGGCAAAGGGGAUAUGA